AUGGAGGAGCUGAGCAGCGUGGGCGAGCAGGUCUUCGCCGCCGAGUGCAUUCUAAGCAAGCGGCUCCGCAAGGGCAAGCUGGAGUACCUGGUCAAGUGGCGCGGCUGGUCCUCCAAACACAACAGCUGGGAGCCAGAAGAGAACAUCUUGGACCCAAGGCUGCUCCUAGCCUUCCAGAAGAAGGAACAUGAGAAGGAGGUACAGAACCGGAAGAGAGGCAAGAGGCCCAGGGGCAGGCCGAGGAAGCACACAGUCAUGUCCUCCUGCAGCCGACGCGCUAAGCUCAAGGAACCAGAUGCUCCCUCCAAGUCCAAAUCCAGCAGUUCUUCUUCUUCCUCCACAUCUUCCUCCUCUUCCUCAGAUGAAGAAGAAGAUGACAGCGACCUGGACUCCAAGAGGGGCCCCCGGGGCCGUGAAACCCACCCAGUGCCUCAGAAGAAAGCCCAGAUCCUGGUGGCCAAGCCAGAGCUGAAAGAUCCCAUUCGCAAGAAACGGGGACGCAAACCCCUGCCCCCAGAGCAGAAGGCGGCUAGGAGACCUGUAAACCUGGCCAAGGUGCUGAAGACCACCAGGAAGGACCUAGGGACCUCCGCCAGCAGGCUGCCCCCUCCACUCAGUGCUCCUGUGGCAGGCCUGGCAGCCCUGAAAGCCCAUACCAAAGAGGCCUGCAGCGUCUCUGGCACCGUGGCGACCCCAGAGAACCUGGCCAGCCUGAUGAAAGGCAUGGCCGGGAGCCCCAGCCGCGGUGGCAUCAGCUGGCAGAGCUCUAUCGUACACUACAUGAACCGCAUGAGCCAGAGUCAGGCUCAGACUGCCAGCCGACUGGCACUCAAGGCCCAGACUGCCAACAAGUGCAGCCUGGGGCUGGACUUGAACGUGAGGACACAGAAAGGGGAGCUGGGGGUGGGCCCUCCGGGAAGUAAGGUCCUGAAGGCCUCUAGCAGUGGAGCUACAGAGCCGCAGAAAGGGAGCGGUUCAGGAGGCCAAGGUUCCCAGCUGGCCCCCACUCAGGAGCUGAGCCUUCAGGUCCUGGACUUGCAGAGUGUCAAGAAUGGCGUACCUGGAAUGGGCCUGCUCUCCCGCCACGCCACAGCCACCAAGGCCAUUCCAGCCACCAACCCGGCCACGGGGAAAGGUCCUGGGGGUGGCCCCACGGGAGUUAACGUGACCAGCACACCCACAGACACCAGCAAAGGUGAAAAGCUGGCCUCCAAGGCCGCAGCCCUGCCCGCCCCUUCUGUCAAAAGGGACAGUGGUAAGUGCACAGCGGCCUCCAGUGGACAGGGGGGCCACACAGUCCCAGGAGAAGGCCGCAAGGCACCUGCACUGUCCGAGGUGAGCACGGGAGAGGAGAAUAGUAGUUCUGACUCGGACCCCGACUCGUCCUCACUCCCCACCACUGGGCAGAACCUGUCGGUGUCUGUCCAGACCAACCAGGACUGGAAACCUACCCGCAGUCUCAUCGAGCACGUCUUUGUUACAGAUGUCACGGCCAACCUCAUCACUGUCACAGUGAAGGAAUCCCCCACCAGCGUGGGGUUCUUCAACCUGAGGCAUUACUGAGACGUUGCCCAAGGCCAACCCACCUUCCCGUCUCUGGUUUUGCUUCGACGCCUGACCUGGGGGCCAGCUCUGCCCUGUCUGGAGACUUAUGGCUGGGAACUGGUUUCUCUGGUGAUUCUACCUCUCUGGGCCUCUACUCCACUCUGUCCUGUCGCCUCAGGAAAUCCGGUUGGCCGCUGGCUCAAGGCUGCCUGCUUGAACAAAGCUUCUUCAGUACAAAGCCCUCCUUGGCCUAUUGAGACCCUCCCCUCCCUUAGAAGCCCAACUACUAUCAGGUGGAUCUGGGGAGACGCAUCAUCUCCCCAACCCAGUGGUGGGAGAGAGAGAGAGAGCAGGCCGGACCUUCUCCCAAGCCCAACUGUGACAGGGCCUUUGUGGUCAAGUGGGGAUUCCAUCCUUGGCAAGUGAGGCUGAGGAAUUAUAAAAGGAUAAUUCACGAAGUUGGGUUCAGGGACCUUGCAGAAGUCUACAGAACCCUGUGUAACUCUUCAGAGUGUCUGUCCCUGGUGCAGUGUCAUCUCUGGCCGCAACUGUGGCCCCAAAGUCCAGCCAGGGCCUGGAGGGUUUCAUCCCAGCACUCAGAUGUACUUCGAUGCUACUGGGUUUGAAAACAGGAGUCCUGAUGUCACUGCCGCCUCCUUCCUGCAAGCAGGCCCAAGCCCCAGUGAGAAGUGACCCUGUUCAGCCCUGGAUCCAGACCUGCACCCCUGCUCAGGCCCAGUAGAGUGCACCCCUGUUCUGAGGGCUGACACCCAGAGAAGGCUGAAGUCGGGAGCUUGGAGUCCUGGGCAGGCAGUCUUCCCCACUACUCGGGAGUUUGAUUACUAGGGCCAGAUAAAUCACCCUAGUAGCUCCAGGGCAGGAAUGCAGGCACUUCGCAGGCCUGCCACCCUGAUGCCUGUCUAGACUGGGUGUCUCUAGACUGUCACGCAAACAUCUUAGUUGAUUCUGGUGCAAAGCCCUGCUACUGAGUGGGCCAUUCUUGGGUACCAUUUCCCCAGACAAUCCUCUCCCACGUUUGGGAGCUGUUGUUUCCUUCCUAGCUGAGAAGCAAUGUCCCUGUGCCAUUUAUGUGGUGGGACAGUUUGACAGCCUGCCUGGCAGGGGGGCCCUAAUUCCUCCCUCAUCCUCAGGAGAUAGUUCCAGUUCUGAGCCCCUUUCUAGAUGCCUUCUCCCUGUCCCCCAUCCCAGGUAGCUGUCUUAAAACUACCUUGUCAGAUUGCUGGCCAAUGUCAGGAUUUCUUUCCUGGAAUAUCACCUUGGGACCAUGACAAUCUGGCCAGUAAGUCUGUGAUGCCAAAAAGGGGGGUGGGGGUGGUAUGGAACCCAUGUUUCUACUUAUGCCAUUGACUGGUCAGCCGGCGCGUGUGGACUCUUCAUUCCUGUUGCCUUGAAGGGAAGAGUCCCCUUCCAAAACCAGCCCAGACAGUGGGCUGUGGUGUCUGGGACCCGCCACACUUUCAAAGUGCCCCCACCCCCCAAUAGCUCACCCCACACACCAAAUAAGAGACGGUCUUUGUGUGACCAAACCGACCUCAACACUGUGCCUUUUGGGACAGCCCCAUAUCCAUGGCUCCUGAGAGAGGCCCUGUGAUGUGCUGCAGCCUCUGCAUCCAGCACCAAGGGACCAUGCUGCUGGCAGCAAGAGCUGCCACUGGAGAGAAUCCAGGGCCAGGAAGUGGGUAGCAAGGGGGAAGAAUUGCCUACUGGGCUGUGAGCCUCCCUCCCUGUCCUCAGCCAGGGUCCUUUGCUGCCUUACCCAAGGUUUGCAGCUUCUUUUGUACCAGACACGGCCUUACAGGCACCUCCAUGCCUUUUGGGGAUCGCUGAGCUGUUGGAGAAGUGACCAUGUUUGGGGAUCUAGGUUGACUGGCAUUGUCCCUCCUGCCGGGUCUCCAAACCCCAGUUUGGUGCCUUUAUUUUUACCAGUUAUUUCAAUCCCAAAGUUGAAAUCUACAAAUACCUUCCUCCCAGCCACUUUGCCUUCUUGUGGUGUGUUUCCUCCCGGUGCUGUGAUCCCAGUGGUCUGUGUUACAAAGCAUGUGUGUGGAGUGUGCCCACAUGAGAACCCGCUGGAGAGGCACACCACAUGCUCCGAGUUGAGUUCUCAUGUUUACCAAUAAAUAAAAGUAGUUGCUUUUUUA
Molecule: messenger RNA, 3707 nt
Organism: Peromyscus maniculatus bairdii (prairie deer mouse)
Lineage: Eukaryota; Metazoa; Chordata; Mammalia; Rodentia; Cricetidae
Gene: Cbx2
Product: chromobox 2
Biological process (GO): negative regulation of transcription by RNA polymerase II
Cellular component (GO): heterochromatin; PRC1 complex
Source: RefSeq, a predicted model, not a curated record